Messenger RNA from Fusarium odoratissimum NRRL 54006, 4624 nucleotides. RefSeq lists its product as uncharacterized. The record is from RefSeq and is a predicted model, not a curated record. The transcript has 3 exons. Gene Ontology annotation, biological process: retrograde vesicle-mediated transport, Golgi to endoplasmic reticulum. Bases 173 to 2938 code for a protein of 921 amino acids. NCBI's taxonomy places the organism in Eukaryota, Fungi, Ascomycota, Sordariomycetes, Hypocreales, Nectriaceae.
GUUCAGUACUAAGGUAGGUAACCUGCCACUUUGUUAGUUGAAGCUGGUUAACCAACAUAUGACCUCUCCUUUUCCAAUCCCAAAGCGAAACUAUUUCUAAAAGCUUCACUAACACUUAUGCCCUCAUUGACUCUAUCAUCCGACUGGAAAUACUAUCGUCGUCAUCAUCAUCAUGGCGGCUCAUGUCACGCUGGGUGCUGCGAAGAUGGUGCUCUUGGCUGUACACUUCGCAACCAUCGCCGACAUCGAUAGCUUGACCUAUCUCAUUGGUCAACAUGCAGCAAUACUACGGCCAGAACUGGUGCUCCGAAUCAUUCUCACAUAUCUUCCCGAAACCCUCAAUCCGGCGGUGUAUGUACCUCUCAUACAAGCCAUAGCCAGCGGCGAGUCGCCAUUACAGACAAGUCCAGACUACCAGCUCGACACUUCUUCUGUUCAAAGUAUAACAGAAGAUCAGGCUUCAAGAAAAGUCAAGAGACUUCAUCUUCUCUCCCUCAAAAAUACUGAUGUGCCUCUCGCUCUCGCUCACGAGGCUGAUCCACUCACCUCUUUCUUACUUUUGAGGGCUUACAGAAUGGACGAAGAAGCGGGCAUGUUACCACAAGUUCCUGACCUAGUAUCCCCAUUUCUGCAGCAUUCGCAAGAACUUCACAAAUGGAUGAUUUCCACGGUACUCCCUCUAGUCAGACGAAACUACGAGUAUUAUCCACAAAGACCUAUACGGUAUUCGCUGCUUGAGUUCCAGAAUCUACCUGACAGAACGGCCAUCGAUUAUCUACUCGCUGAGACAGGUGCCGUCGAUGAUGAGUUUGGCCUGGCUGGCCGUGAUCUGAGUGGGCUUGUUGGGCCUUGGCUGCAUAACGAAUCGAGGUGGAAACGCGAGGCCUUUGACCAAGACGUAUCAAAUGAAACGGAUGCAGCGCCUGAAUUAUCAUGUCCUGGUUGGGAGCAGGCCCUCGAAUGGCUCGCCUCUACAGCGGCAACAUCCUGGCCAGUCGCUCUCAAAGCCAUUGAAUCCUGGGAUGGGCCAUCGGAUAUAGACCUGGGAAAUGAUACCGGCUCGUGGCUUCAGGAAAACCAACAGCAGUAUCUCGACCGCUCUUAUGCCAGAGCCGUCCUAGCUUCUGCAUAUCUUGUCUCUGAUGCCGACGUGGAGGCUUUGGAGGCAGCCUUCAGAAUUUGCAAUAAGAUUCGGUCCCUUUUGGAUGAAGACUCCGAUAUAACACUUCAAUCAGCAGUAGAAAAUCUUGCCCCUGUUCCACCUUUCGAUAUAGAUGCAUUGGGCGGCGCCAAAGCUGCGACAUACCUACGUAACGACCUACUACAAAGCUCAAAUCCUCUUACAACCCCCAAGGAGGAAUCUCUUGAUCUUCUCCCUGCUCUCAUCCAAAGCGCUUAUAUUCUUACACGCUCGGGCGUCCCCUGCACAGUCCGUAAAGCUGGGGAUCUAGCGUUUAUUCAAGAUCAGCAGGAACAAAAAUCGCAAAUUGGCCGGCUUAUACGAACUCUUCCAACCCGUGCAUCUGAUGACGAUGGUUGCUGGAUCCGGGCACGAAAAGAGAUACUAUGGCUGCACGGUUGGGGAAACAGUCCGAAGUCCACCGGGGACGAAACUUUACAGGGCAUAUUUGGCAAUGUGACCCUGGAGUUCAUUGAGACAGAGCUUUUGAAAGCGAUGCUCUCGCGCUCACGAUACAACCUAGCAAGAACCCUUUACGAUCAUGAAGGGCCAGAUGCGCCUCUGUUGGUAUCUGCCGUGUUAAACACUGCACAAAACGCAGCUCUUGGGGCAUUCGACAAUGCUUCAAAUCCAAACCGAAAUAGAGGGGGAUUGAAAAGAUGCGACGAAAUCCUCAAAGCUUUUCCGAGAACGUUAGGUACAAAUCAUCCCGUCAGAAAACGCAUCGAAGCAUUGUUGAAGGCUACUCAUGCCUUGAGCGACUAUCGCCUGGUACUCAAACAAGGCGAACCUUUCAGUCCUGUUGUACUUCGAGUGCACUCUGAUCCGGUCUCGAUUAUCGAGAAAGUUCUAGAACAAAAUCCCAAAGCAUACACACGUUUGCAAGAGUUUGAGGAACUGGGAAGCAACAUGAUCCAUGCGAAUUUGCCAAUUUACGUGAGGCCAGGCAAGCAGCAGCCGAUACCAGAGGAUCAAGACGCGGUCAAAUCAUUGGUUACAAGACGAAUCGUCGCCAUGUGCAUCAAAGCUGCUUUGCGCGAAGACGACUUCGAAACAGCAUACUCUUACGUGGUAACCCGUCUUGGUGCCGAUGAGAACGUACAUAAGUCGCAGCCUGCAGGCAUAUCUGACGAAUGGUCCUGGAAGGCAGCACUUGACGCUGGCAAGUAUGUCCGCACGGAGAGAUCCCAGAAGCCAACGCAUCUCGGAACGGCAAGUGGAAAUCCCGAGAUACGCCAUCUCGAGCAGCGGAUUGAGUGCCUAGCAACUUCUCUACGGAUAGCACCCCCGUCUCAGCUUCAGGAAGUAUUAAAGACCUUCCGUCGUUGCGAAGAGCAGUUGGAUGCUGCAAUCAAGGAGGAGGCUGCUCGAGAAGCUGCCUGGGACACCGCAGGUGACCUUUCGGGUCUCCCUGGCUCGUUCGAUACACCAGACCCAGACAAGGCUUAUCCACCCCGCAACAUAUCUGCCAGCGCGACAGCUCGUCAGGCUGAGGAAGCACCAAUGUCUCUCUUCGAUCUUUCCAGAGCCACAGCUAGGGUCGCGUCCAGGAACCUAACUGUGUUGUCAAGCUUGCAGGGUUCUUUUACAUCAGAUAAGACGAAUCCAGAGUCGGAGUCCUCUGAGUCCGAGUUGCAUGAGCAGAACAGAACAAGGAAGAGGGAUCAGCUAAGAGAGGCUGCGACUGGUACACUGGUAUCUGGCGUAGGGUGGCUGCUUGGAGCAAAUCCAAAUCGACCUACAAGUGGCCAGCAGUAACCAGACAUGUGCCCCAUUGGGGACCAUUUAUCAAAGAGGGCGAGGAAGCGGCCUUGAAAUAGCAGGUCGGGUUCUGUGGAAAGGAUAGGUCGCCAAAGGCAUACAUUCAACGCAAUCGACUAGCCAUCAAAGUUGCUUACAUUUUUCAAUUCCCAUGCGAGGGAUGCAGGCGGGCUGGGUCCUCAUUGUGAGUUGAGGGAAUCAUCUCCAUAUCGUUCCCUACUUACACAUAUAAUACGAAGCUAUAAUCAUCUCGAAAGUGUGACGGGCAGGUCAAAAUACCGAGUUGAAUAAGCGCGGAGACGUCAGGCGCAUCAAGGGUAGAAAUUUAAUAACACAAAUAUUUACAAAGUGAUAAACUGAAACUAGUCGAGAGAUUGCUUCUAUGGCAGCUAUUUAUCACAGGCAAUUUCUCGAUGUUCUUUGAAAUGAAUACAACGCACUGUCAAAGGCAUGCAUCGCUGGAUGCUUCAUGGCCGCAUGUAUGCUCUUUUGUAAUUCACCAUGAGUAAUAGGGAAGUUGAAAUAGCAUUUCCGCACGGCUAUAACUCUUGUUUGACUCGGUCCUUAAAGGAGCAUUGGCCCAACUCACUGUUCAGACUUGUUGCAGCGAACCCAUCGGCGGUUGUCCUCGUGUAUGAAAUCUGUCCAGUUUGGGGGAUCACCCUACCAUUUAGUCAGCAGGAUCACAACUUGCAGUCCUUACCAGUACACGGAUCCAGUCUUGUAGUUUUGCAAGAACUUAUACUGGAUGUUGGCGAUAAGUUUGCAGAAUCAUAAUCCCAGGGGUAUGUUGGAAGAGCUUGGCGAGAAGACGGUGGUUGAGAGGACUUCGCGUACCGAAUCGCUGAAAGCUGAGAAACAUUAUAAACCCCACGCGUGAGCCUAGUGAUAGUGGUUUUCAUUGAUUGUCAGAGUUGUAGGGGGUGUCAAGUUGUUUUACAGCGAUGUGUGAUUUGAUUGGCGGUGGGUGAAACAUUUACAGGCGUCUCUGAGUCAAUAACUAAAGUCAGUCAGGACGAGCAGAGCAGAGCAGAGCAGCAGCCACAAAUGGCCGUCUCGCAUACCCCAUAAUAGUAUGUGUAUGUGAUACGACAGCACGGGCAGUUGAGUCGCGAGGCCGCAUUCGAAGUUGAGUUUGAUAGUCCAUGUGAUUCACCGAUUAGGCCGGAGUCGACAUCUGGUUGAUGUUGUGCUGGCAAUAGCUAUCAUAAAGUCGUCGAAGACGCGAUGGAUGACUGAUGAAGUGUUUGAUUUGCAAAGAUCCGGAAGCUGCCAAAUGUGGUCCAUCUGUGACCUUGUUGCAAAACCGACGACCAGCAACAAGAAAACUCAAGUGACGCAGGCCGAGUACCCAUUUUUGAUUCCAAUCCCUUAACUGUCGCAAUCACACUAAACUCCUGUGUGAGCAGAGCCCGAUUCAGUCUGCUGUGGUCCAUGAAAGAUAAGAAAACAACGAGUAAACAACAGAUAACAGAAGAAAAUUGAACAAGCAAAGUUACGGGGUUAGUAGAGGAAAGGAGAAUGGACGUGUGAUCCCAAAGACUGAUCUUUCAGUCGAGUCGUGGCAAACAUCAGUUAUGCGUUUACUGGAUGUUGCGAUCGGGAGCGCCUGGGAGGGUUAGCGGGUACAUAAUUGGGAGGACGUCAGUAGUAGGUCGAACCUCCAUAGGCAUCGCGUGUCUC